Nycticebus coucang (slow loris) is the source of this 4741-nucleotide messenger RNA. RefSeq names its product G protein-coupled receptor 176 (gene GPR176). Gene Ontology annotation, biological process: G protein-coupled receptor signaling pathway. Lineage: Eukaryota; Metazoa; Chordata; Mammalia; Primates; Lorisidae. Gene Ontology annotation, cellular component: plasma membrane. The transcript has 3 exons. The record is from RefSeq and is a predicted model, not a curated record. Gene Ontology annotation, molecular function: G protein-coupled receptor activity. Bases 993 to 2540 code for a protein of 515 amino acids.
CUCCCCACCGCCGCCUGGGCGUGGGGGCGGGGCCGCGCGUGCCACGUGACCGUCCCCGCCGACCGCGCGUCCCCGGCUGUCCCAGGCGCGCGCUGGAGUCUGGCGGCGGAGCAGACGGUGCCCCUUCCCCACUAGGGGCGUCCUGCUUUGUCCCCGCCCUGCCGCGAAGCUCUAUCCUGGCGGCAGAGGAUCGGAGUGGGGCUACGAAAGGGGGCGCACGGCGGUGCAGAACCAAAAAGAGGCUGUGGAACUGGGUCCUAGCAGUCCGUGCCGAGGCUGGAGGCCAGAGCCCCUAGUGAGGGGCCGGGCCGGAGGAGACAGCCCGGGCGUCCUGGCGGACCGCCAGGCGCACAGAGCGACCGUGUAGGGAAGACUCAAGGCUAUCUGUCCAAGCAAUGGGCGCAGUCGCGGGUUCGGGGGUCCCCUCGGGGCUCCGACCACUGGACCUGGGCAUUUCACAUCGCCAUCCAGCCUCGAAGCCAGUAGGACUGAGAAAUAGUGUCAGCCCAACGUGCCCUUCCCUCUAGGGAGAGGGGCCGAGCCCGACAGCCAGGGGGAUUCAGGAGGGAUGCCCUGGCCCUCGGGGGUUGGAGGGAGCUGAGGUUGAAGGGGUGCCGGGAGCGGAGAGCGCCCUCUUGGAUCAUCAGAUGCCGCCUCCUGUGUUUCCAUCUCUGCUGAGUGGGCUGGGCCACGCUGACCACCCUAUAGUAGGAGGGACGGACGCGGCCCGGCGGGCUCUGACUGUGCCACUUUUAGGUGGCUGCUGACCGGGACCCACGACGGAACAGGCAUGGGACGCAGCCUCGCCUCCCUACUGCCCAAGCUCUCAGGCGCCAGAGUUGGCAAAGUGGAGACGUGAGGGGACCCGUCGGCUGCCCCGGCUUCUUCAGGACCCUGCCGGGCCCCUCGCGUCCCUCCGCGCCCCAGGAGGAGCGGCUUGGCGCAGGGCUCCCAGGCGGGCGGGCGCGUGGAGCCGGAGCCCCAGCCUCGCCAUGGGACAUAACGGGAGCUGGAUCUCCCGAAACUCCAGCGAGCCGCCGAACGCGUCGGGCGCCGAGGCUGCGGGCGUGAACCGCAGCGCGCUCGGGGAGUUCGGCGAGGCGCAGCUGUACCGCCAGUUCACCACCACGGCGCAGAUCGUCAUCUUCAUCGGCUCGCUGCUCGGAAACUUCAUAGUGUUAUGGUCAACUUGCCGCACAACCGUGUUCAAAUCUGUCACCAACAGGUUCAUUAAGAACCUGGCCUGCUCGGGGAUUUGUGCCAGCCUGGUCUGUGUGCCCUUCGACAUCAUCCUCAGCACCAGUCCUCACUGCUGCUGGUGGAUCUACACCAUGCUCUUCUGCAAGGUUGUCAAGUUUUUACACAAGGUCUUCUGCUCUGUAACUAUCCUCAGCUUCCCUGCCAUUGCUCUGGACAGGUACUACUCAGUCCUCUAUCCACUGGAGAGAAAAAUAUCUGAUGCCAAGUCCCGUGAGCUGGUGAUGUACAUCUGGGCCCAUGCAGUGGUGGCCAGCGUCCCUGUGUUCGCAGUGACCAACGUGGCCGACAUCUACGCCAUGUCUACCUGCACAGAAGUCUGGAGCAACUCCUUGGGCCACCUGGUGUACGUUCUGGUCUAUAACAUCACCACGGUCAUUGUGCCUGUGGCUGUGGUGUUCUUUUUCUUGAUACUGAUCCGACGGGCUCUCAGUGCCAGCCAGAAGAAGAAGGUCAUCAUAGCGGCGCUCCGGACCCCGCAGAACACCAUCUCUAUCCCUUACGCCUCCCAGCGGGAGGCUGAGCUGCACGCCACCCUGCUGUCCAUGGUGAUGGUCUUCAUCUUAUGCAGCGUGCCCUACGCCACCCUGGUUGUCUAUCAGACUGUGCUCAAUGUCCCCGACACCUCUGUGUUCUUACUGCUCACUGCCAUUUGGCUUCCCAAAGUCUCUCUGCUAGCAAACCCUGUUCUCUUUCUUACUGUGAACAAAUCUGUCCGCAAGUGCUUGAUAGGGACCUUGGUGCAACUGCAUCACCGGUACAGCCGCCGUAAUGUAGUCAGCAUGGGGAGCGGGAUGGCCGAUGCCAGCCUGGAGCCCAGCGUGCGCUCAGGCAGCCAGCUCCUGGAGAUGUUCCACAUAGGGCAGCAGCAGAUCUUUAAGCCCACCGAGGAUGAGGAGGAGAGUGAGGUCAAGUACGGUGGCUCAGCUGACUUCCAAGCCAAGGAGAUAUUCACCACCUGCCUGGAGGGAGAGCAGGGGCCACAGCUUGCACCCUCUGCGCCACGCCCGGGCACCGUGGACUCUGUAUCCCAGGUGGCGCCAGCAGCCUCUGUGGAACUGGAGACAUUCCCUGACAAGUACUCCCUGCAGUUUGGCUUUGGGCCUUUUGAGUUGCCUCCUCAGUGGCUCUCAGAGACCCGAAACAGCAAGAAGCGGCUGCUCCCCCCCUUGGGUAACACCCCAGAAGAGCUGAUCCAGACAAAGAUGCCCAAAGUAGGCAGGGUGGAGCGGAAGAUGAGUAGAAACAAUAAAGUGAGCAUUUUUCCAAAGGUGGAUUCCUAGCAAGAUGUAAAUUCCUGGAGGCAACAGGGAGCGUCCAUGUGCCUGCCCUUCCUUUACUCUGACCGUAUGAUUGUGUGAUCUCUUUGCAACUCAGUAUGGGUUGAUUCCUUCUGUAUGGGCCAAAUGCUUUUGAAUGAUAUGGAAGUCUACAUAAAUACAAAUGUCCUCUUUAUUGAGGGAGUAUAUUUAUCUGUCUCUGUGAUCUAUGUCCUUAGUAAAGUCCAUGUGAUUGUCUGUGGCGAUGAAAGCAGGCAGCCAAGGAAGGGUCUGGAGGCGGGUACUCCAUGUGCACUCUCUGGGCCCCCCCGCUUCCCUGAGCUCAGCAGAGCACACACAGAGAUGAGCGUCCAUGAGCUCUAAGGGAAUUCCAAGAUAAUUACCAAGCAGGUGGCACAGAGAAAAUGCCUAUUCAAUUAACUUUAACAUGACAAACAGAGAGAUAUUUUUAUCCUGAGAAGAUGGAGACUCGUCAUCUGACAUCAUUUCCUUAGAAGCCCCCAUCCUGUGACUCAUGGUUUUGUCCAAUAUCCUCCAUCCCCUCCUUUGGAACAGAGGCAAAGGACGACAGUUCCACCCCUAUUUGAUAGACAUGACUGUAGAUGUGCCCAGCGGGUAAGAGAGAUAAUUUGUCUUCAAUUAUCCUGAUACUCUCUUGGCAUUGCCAAGGCCUCAGAAAGACAUACCUGCACCCUCCAGUCAUGGUCAGUGUUAGCUGAAAACUCUUCAAUAUGUGUUUCUUCUUAAAUUGUGUUUUUUUCUUUUUUUGCAGUAUUUGGCUGGGGCUGAGUUUGAACCCACCACCUCUGGCAUAUGGGGCUGGCGCCCUACUCCUUUGAGCCAUAGGCGCCACCCUUAAAUUGUGUUUUUUUCAACAAACUAAGAGAGAAGCUUAGAGGGAGAGAUGUUAGACUGAGGGAUGCCCACGCACUGUAGUCUUUUCUCUUCCCUAUGAUCUCACAUGAAAGGUGCUAUGUAACUAUCCGUAUGAAUGAAAGUGUAUCAAAAAAUCUUAUGCAAACUUUUGGAAUUAAAAGGUAAUUUAAAAAUGCAGAGUUAGGGUAAGCUUGGGCCUUUUGGAAAUGCCAAGCUAAAAGUCCUUGGUUAGGAAAGGUGAUUCUGCCCAAAAGACUGGCAAGAGUCUGUCAAAGAGGGUUCCAUUCUGAUGAGGACUCCAAAACUUAGGCAUGGCCAGUCUCAUUUUCAGUCUGUUUGUACAACUGUGUUUCUCCCUUCGUUUUGGACACAGAGGAGGAAAAGGACAGGGAGAACUAAUUAAUCACUGAAAGUGCCAAGGUAAUACCUAACCCAGGUGAGUUUUCCCAGUAAAGUUUCAGUCGGGAGCCAGGGUGGGUAGAAGAGGGAGGGCAUUCUCCUCAACUGAUCAGUCUCUCAAGCAAUUCUGGCCCCCUCUGGGCUAGAUUUCACCAGGCUGAAUUUGAACCACAGCUGACAGUUCACUUGUAGAGCAAACCAAAGGCCAGCUCUACUUCACUGCCUAGCUGUCUUUUCCAUGCUAAUGGCACUUUGGGGAGCCAGUCUGGUGCCUUAAGCAAGCUUGAAGGGCAGGGGGUGUCCUCACUGACAAACUUUCACACCCCAAAUGCAGUGGCCCUGACACAUCCCCUCCUUUAACCACACUGGCCCCUUGUCUUCAGUGGGAGCUCAGACCUGUGUAGGGAAUUUCCUUUUCCUUUCUUCUCUUAGGUGUGGUGUCUUGUGAUUCGCGAAUGUCAACCCAAAGACCCUACCCCUGGAGAGGGCGCCUUCCUCUUUGUCUUUGCCUCCUUGCCGGCCAGUCCUUUGCUCACAGUGGAAACAGGGCCCUGCCACGCCCUCCUGUGGCCCCCUGCCCCCUGGCCCCUGUGUGCAUGCCAUCUGUAGCUCUUUGCCCUGCUAGUUAACGUUGUGUCUCUCCAAGCUUAUCUUUCCAAACCUUCACAACUGUUACAACUUUUAUCAAGGGAAAAAAAUAAGCUUCAGAAAAUUGUGUCCAUUUUAGAAGAACCUGUCAAAUGUAGCCACUGUGGUGUUGUCCUGCUAAUAUACUGUGUAUGUACAACUUAAUAAAUUCUGACCAGGCAGAAUUUUGUUGGGUAUAUUUCUUACAUACAUUUGAAACAGAUGGUUGACUUCUAACAGGUCAUUGCCAAGUGUAUUUCUAUACUCUUUGAAGAAUAACAUUUUAAUAAAAAAUUGCAAAG